GGAAAGGGCGGGGCGGGCGGGCCGCUGCCGGCCGGCGCGGUGGGCGGCGGUAUCGCGGCGCUGCGGCCUGUCCCUCCCCGUGGGGCGGGAGUGGCGCUGGGCCCGCCACGGCAGCGCGCUCAGCCCGGCCCCCUGGGCCCGCUGCCCUCAGCCGCACCGGGCAGCCUGCUCUCCUCUCGGCUCCUCUCCCUCGCGGCCCCGCCGCCGGGGAUGCGCCCGGCCUCCCGGGGCAGCACCUCCGCCCGCCCUCCGGCGCCCUGAGCAUCCUCCCUGUCCCGUCCCUGCUCCUCUCUUCUCCUGCGCGGGCGGAGGCGGCGAGCGGGUGAAGCCCCCGCCCGGCGGCCUCCCCCAUGGUGGGUUUCGGGGCCAACCGCAGGGGCGGCCGGCUGCCCUCACUCGUGUUCGUGGCGCUGCUGGCGGUGAUCGGCGUCCUCGCCUUCAACUGCUGGAGCGCCUCGUCCCGCCAGGCCCUGCUGCGGGAGGAGCUGGCGGAGCUGCAGAGCCAGGCCAAGCGCACCGAGGUGGCCCGGGGCCGCCUGGAGAAGCGCAACUCGGACCUGCUGGGCAAGGUGGACUCGCACAGGAAGCAGCUGGAGCAGAAGGAGGCGGAUUACAGCCAGCUGAGCAGCCAGCUGCAGGCCCGGGACGGCCAGGUGAAGCGCUGCGAGGACAGCAAGAUGAAGCUGCAGAACAACAUCUCCUAUCAAAUGGCAGACAUACAUCGUUUGAAGGAACAACUAGCAGAAUUACGUCAGGAGUUCAUUCGCCAGGAAGAUCAGCUGCAUGAGUUCAAGAAGAACAAUACUCACCUUGCACGGAGACUGGAAUACGAUAGUCUGCAGUGCGGGCAGCAGAUCAAGGAAAUGAGACUGCAACAUGAAGAAAACAUGAAGAAAUUAAUGGACCAGGUUGCGUGGGAACAAAAGGCCACACAAAAAAGUCAGUCCAGUAAAGAUCCUGAAGUAGGUCUCAAUAGUGAUAACAAGGCAAUAUCUAAGACUGCUCCAGAGGCAGAAGAUGGAAACACAGGAAAGAAUGAGCAGCCUUCAGAUCAUGUUGUAAAUGGCAAAGAGAAACUCAAAGCAGGAGGAGAUGCAGGCAUGCCUGAAAUAGAAGAUAAUGACCCUGCUAAAGCUGAAGAUACUCCCACUGCUUUAAAGAAGCCACUUAUUUCAGCUCCUAGAAGUGAAGGUCAUCAACCUGUUAUAAAUCUACCAACCGAACAGCCCCAUGCUCCAAAUCUGGCACCAGGUUUCCACAGCGAGAGUGAUGGAAACACCGAUAUUGUGAAGCAGAUACCUCCAAACUCUCUCCAGCGCUUAAAUUUUGAAGAAAAUAUGGAAAAUCAGAAAGAACAAAAAAUUGAGACGGACCAUAUAAAAAUCCCAAAGAGCAGAGUUAGUGACUUGCAGAAGAUGAAGCAAAGCCGAUUCUUUGAUGAGAAUGAGUCCCCUGUUGAUCCACAGCAGGGUUCUAAACUGGCAGAUUAUAAUGGGGAUGAUGGGAACGUGGGUGAGUACGAGGCAGACAAGCAGGCUGAGCUGGCUUACAAUGAGGAAGAGGAUGGUGAUGGUGGAGAAGAAGACGUCCAAGAUGACGAAGAACGCGAUCUCCAGAAUGACCUGGUGGAUUACGGCAAGCCGCGCUUUGGGGAGGGGGUUCUCUGAGCCAGGACCCCCCGGAAUGUGGCAGAGAGAUCUCACCAAGGAACCCAAAGUGCUGCAACACUGAACCAUUGUUACUGCAGCGUUUCUGACUUUAGAGGAAGCCGAUAACUAAAAGUGAUGAGCACACACAAAGUCAGCCGAGUACCAGAAGGAAACAGUUCUGUACAUAUGUACAUAGUUGUAUUAUUGCAGAUUGUAUUAAAACUACAUUUUUGUUGUUACAUUGAGCCAAUUACUUAGACUGUACCUUAUCUGUAUUAAUCUUUACAUGUAAAACCGAUACUAUAAAUACGGGCUGAAUUGUUUCUGCAAUUAGAACACUUUGUAAACUGGAGAACUUGUACAGUUUGUAUCUCAUGUAACAAACACUGUGGAGCCGAUGUACAGCCAAAGGACUCCUUUUCUACAGGAACACCUGGACCAGCACAAACCCUCCUGCUGUGCUCCCGAGUGCUGUGGGUUUGUGUUGGCAGGUGAGCUAUCAGUCGAGAAUGAAAAAAGGUUUAAUAAUUGCUCCUUCCUUCAUGUGAAUGAGGAAAGACUUGCACAGUCCUGGGAACCAAGUACCACUUCUUGUAUCCAGUGACCAAAUCUCAUCGCUAGAGCUGGAAUUCGGUGACAUUAGGAUUUCAAUAAUUUGAUACAUCCUGAAAAAGCUGAGUAACUAAUAGCUUAUUUUAAAAGGUAAUAUAAGUACUUGAGCACAGCGUAUAAGGAAUGUCUGUGUGUGCUGGGGAGAGCGGGUGUAUCAGUGAGGAAGGAGCAGCUGGAGCUGCUGCCCUUGGUCACUGCUUUGCUCCAGCACAUCGUCCUCUGCGCCCACUGUCAGUUGCAGUUUAACACUUGGUACAGAUCUCUGAACAUCUGCCAUGUUCCACGUUCUGGUUUUCUGUAGCGGAAGGUUUGUAAGUUAGCUACUUUUUGUAUUCUGUGUUUAUGCACUUUCUGGAUUUUAUGGAAAUGAUUCUGUUGAGCUGCAGUAGUGGAAAUUAAGAUUAUUAACCCAGCCUGCUUCUCCAAAAGGGCUACUGUGAAAAAGAAUGAUAGGGCCUAGGACAUGGGUGAUUGUACUUUCUCUCGGUACUCAGGUUCCAAUGUGAAGUAACAGUUAAGGUUUGCUCGAUGCCAAUUUAGUGAACCUUUUAAAGACAUUUCAAUUAUCUUUUUUUUUUUUUUUUUUUUUUGCUACAGGGAUCUUCUGUCAAUCUUAAAUAUACAAGAAAUAAAAAUUUCAGAUUCUGGCAAUGCAUCUCAAGGGUUUUCUCUUUGUUUAAGGUUUGAGUUCUUCAUUUCAUGUUUGGGGAGGCAGAUGGGGGAACAGCCCUUCACAUGGUGUGAUGUGCUUCCCAUUGAAAAUGAACUGCUGGACCUGUUUGGAGUUAGAUACUGUCCUAAUGCCCCAAGAGAAGGACAAAUUGUACCAGGAGUCUCAGAAUAGCAGUCUGCAGUAAAUACUGUAUUUAAGCAUUACAAUUUUUUGUUUGUCUUAAAAUGUAAUUUCACCCUGAAUUAGGUGUUAACUUGAUUCUUCUAAUGGAAGCAACAUUUAUGGGUUCUAAUAAAUUAAGUUGUUUAAAGUA
Molecule: messenger RNA, 3247 nt
Organism: Columba livia (rock pigeon)
Lineage: Eukaryota; Metazoa; Chordata; Aves; Columbiformes; Columbidae
Gene: GOLM2
Product: golgi membrane protein 2
Exons: 10
Coding region: 351-1667 (438 amino acids)
Source: RefSeq, a predicted model, not a curated record